Molecule: messenger RNA, 441 nt
Organism: Nannospalax galili (Upper Galilee mountains blind mole rat)
Lineage: Eukaryota; Metazoa; Chordata; Mammalia; Rodentia; Spalacidae
Gene: Dppa3
Product: developmental pluripotency associated 3
Exons: 4
Coding region: 1-441 (146 amino acids)
Biological process (GO): epigenetic programing of female pronucleus
Cellular component (GO): nucleus
Source: RefSeq, a predicted model, not a curated record
AUGGAACCAUCAGACAUGUUUAACCCACCCGGGACCCUCGGGUCUUUUCUGACAUCCUACGAAGAAAAUUCGCCCAAAGAUUCAGCAGGCACACAGCCAGAAAUGCUAGUAAGGGACCUUCGCAAGUUGACCCUCAGCCCUACUGCCAAACUUCCUUACCCUCCACCAGAGGAUCGUCCUCGGGUCCAGCACCAAAAGGAAAGAGUGGUUCAGGAGAGUAGAGAUGACUUUCCCAAGCAGAGAGGGGUCCGGACAUUAUUGUCAGUGCAGAAAGACCCAAAGGCAAAAAUGAAAAGAUUGAUCCGGAUUGAAAAAAAACUAAGAAGCACUGCUCUCAAGGGAGAUCAGGGUGCAAGAAGCGAGCCAUUCAAAUGCACCUGCACCUUCUGUACAUAUCAGGGAUGGGAUCCUUCUGAGAAUGCUAAACUGGGAUGUGAUUAG